AUGUUCAAGGGUAUUCUCAAUGCAAUGAAUUCCAUUCAUAUCCUCCUCUCUCUGUUACUUGUUCACAUAGCAACAGCCCAAUCCUGGCACGGCUUUGGCGACUCCCAUGACCAUUCACACAACAAGCGCAGUCCACCUGCGCCGGGUGGCGAUGGUGUCUGCUACACCCACAUCGUUCAGGAGAACGAUACAUGCGCAAAACUUUCUAAGCACUACCAGAUCACUACCAGCAAUAUCGAGACUUGGAAUCUCGGAUCCUGGGACUGGCCAGGUUGUGCCAAAUUGAAGCAAGGCAAUUUUAUCUGUCUCAGCUCCGGUGCCCUUCCGAUGCCAGUUGCUCUCCCGCAUGCUGUCUGCGGUCCCCAAGUUCCUGGAACACGACGCCCUGCCAAAUAUAGCAAUCUCGCCUCUCUAAAUCCAUGCCCUUCAAACCAAUGUUGUUCUAAGUUAGGACAAUGUGGUACUAAAUCUGACUUUUGUGAUGCAAGCACCAGUUGUAUCUUUAACUGUGGACCGAAGAGUACACAAAACAAAGCCACAACCAAAAGUACUAUGUCAAAGACUACUGCCGCAAAAGCGAAUACUUCGAAAACAACUACUUCAAAGACUACUACUUCAAGGACUACUACUUCAAAGGCUAAUACUUCAAAGGCGACUACCUCCAAAACGACUACUACCUCCAAAGCUACUACUACUUUAAAAGCUACCACGAAAGAUGUCAUGGUAACCUUGACUAGCAUAAAAUUAGUCCAAGCUCCAAGCAAAACCACGACCAGUGCCGCUUCGACUCAAACUUGGCAAAUGUCGUUCUAUUCGAAAGAUAAGUGUGAAGGUGAUUACUUCACUGUUCAGGGGCAUGAAGACCAACAUUCUGCCCGCUGCAUUGUUCUCGCGGACGAUACCAACACCAAAAUCUCAGACAGUACUACAUCCUGCCGAUGGUGGUCUGAUGAGGGUCUCAACUGGGGCACCUGUUCCUCCGGUAAACUCAAGAAACCCAAAUCAUGGUUUAUCAAAAGUGGCAAGUGUUCCAUGUUUUCGGGGAAGAAAUGCGAGGACGCCGACUGGGUAGGAGAGACCUAUGCGCCUUUUAAGGGCUGUCAGUCUGGCAAUACUGGAUUUAUGUCUCCUGCGAAAGGUAAGACCUGGGGUGCAGUGCAGUGUUAUGAAAUGAAGUCGUGA
This is a messenger RNA of Penicillium verrucosum, 1182 nucleotides long. RefSeq lists its product as uncharacterized. The record is from RefSeq and is a predicted model, not a curated record. Gene Ontology annotation, molecular function: chitin binding. Lineage: Eukaryota; Fungi; Ascomycota; Eurotiomycetes; Eurotiales; Aspergillaceae. Bases 1 to 1182 code for a protein of 393 amino acids. The transcript is spliced from 2 exons.